Phaeoacremonium minimum UCRPA7 is the source of this 1128-nucleotide messenger RNA. RefSeq lists its product as hypothetical. The record is from RefSeq and is a predicted model, not a curated record. Bases 1 to 1128 code for a protein of 375 amino acids. The transcript is spliced from 2 exons. Lineage: Eukaryota; Fungi; Ascomycota; Sordariomycetes; Togniniales; Togniniaceae.
AUGGCACUCUCGACCAACACUGCUCUGAUAUGCCUCUGCUGGGCCAUUGCUUUCGCGUGCCCCAGCCUUGCCAUUUCACGAACCGUCGGUGAUCCUAGCGAUGCCGUUGUCCAGGACAUCGCUGCGAACUGCACGGCACAGCCUGGCAUCGGCUUCAAGUUCGGCCACUGCCCGUACCUGAUCCGGUGUGUCCUAAGCCAGAUCCCCGAAGACAGGAGCGCAGGGUGGCAGAGCGGCAGCAACAUCGCGUCGCUUGUACCGACUAUUCUAGCACUCAUAGGUGCCGGACCCCUUGACCUCGUCGAGCUCGCGCUGGUGUCUCCCGUCAGGGCCCUGGCGACCUGCGUCUUCGCCAUCGGCCUGCCCCAGAGCCUCUUCCGCCAGCUCGGGCUGCACCAGUCCCGGCUGUCCGACGUGCUGCCGCGCUCGCCCCGCGUGCGCGAGUGGCGCGUGAGCGUCCCGCGCUCGUCUGGAGCGAGCCCCCGCCAGAAGUGGAAGUGGGCGGCGACGUCGCGCCGCCGCGCGCUCAAGGCCGCCGCCGUGGACGCGGCCGUGCUCGCGCUGGCGGGCGUCAUGCUGUGGCAGAACGUCGCCCUCGGCCGCCAGAGCAUGGUCACCUGGCGCUGCGAGUACAGCUGGCUGCUGCUGUGCUGGCCGGUGGCGUGCGCGGCGUGGCUCGCCAUCGCGCUGGGCCUGCUGGCCGCGCUGGCGCGCGACGUCCGCAUCCGCUUCACGGAGGACGGGCCCGGCGUGCGGCGCUCGUGGGCGGAUCUUCUGCGCUUGAUGUACCGGGUGCCGGAGCCGCGUGGGGCGCCGCCGCUGGACCGCGGGAGGCAGAUCCCAGGGGUGAAAGAUGGUCAGGGGCGGAAAGAGAGAGCAGACGGGGAUGAGGUGCGGGAGGUGAUGCCGGGCUCGGACGAGCCUGCGUUUGUGCUGACGAUCACGAUGAGAUAUGACACGGCAUGGAGGUGGUAUGAGGCUGCCAUCGAGGCGCUUGCAGUGGGGAUCUAUCUCUAUGCGACGUUUGUCUUGACGAGCUCGUUGUUCAUCAGUGGCAGCGUAGGCAUUGUCUACAUGACGACCAUGGUCUUGUGUUUGAGUGCUAUUAGGAUCGUUGAGGCUAUAUAA